UACGCAGUCAUCCAACCAACAGCAGUAACAUUUACGCAAAAACAGAGAGAGAGAUCAUUUGCCCCGGCUCAUCAAAGCGCGUAGUGCACUGAUAUUAAUAUCGGUCUCGUAUUAUUUUCAGUAUUUAUCCAAUUCGCGGUUGCCUCUUCACGAUUUUCGGUGAAUUGCGCAAUUUUUCGUCACUAUCCGCUGUAUCCAUUGUGUGCACCUAUUUUGAACCAACAAGCACUUCAGCAACACCAACCCCAGCAUCCUCCGUCGAUGCACAAUAGCACGCAGCUACAAAAAUUACGUCAGCAGCAUCAACAUAUAAACAACAACAACAACAGCAAUAGUACAAACAAAAACAACUAUCAUCAUCAUCAACCUCAGCAAUACAACAGCGCAAGCAACACGCACGGCAAUGUUCUGCCAGCUCAAACAGCACAACAACAUCAACAAAAACAAACAUCGCAAACGUCACACCAUACGUCACGGAAUCCAUCAACACAUCAGCAUCAGCCCCAGCAUCAACAACAUCCACUACACCAACAACAGCCGCAGCUGCAACAGCAGCAGCAGCAACCACCGCCGCUGCAACCACAGCAGCAGCAACAACAUACACUUGCAGUGUCUCAAAUGCCUCCCCAGCAGGCGCUUGGACAUUUAAAGCAUCCACAACAACAUGUGCAACAAACGCCAGCUGCACAGCAGCAUCCACAACCACAACAACAAAUACAAACAACAUUGAAUCCGGCAAGCAAUGUUGUCAGCGGACACUCGCAACCACUGCCACAGCCACCCACACAACAUCCUCAACAGCAACCACCUGCCGCAUUGAACUAUUACACUGGCGGCGUUGCUCAAAGCAACAACAAUAAUAUACACAAGUCAAAAUAUAAACCCAACGUUGGCGGUGGCGGUGGUAAUGUAGCUGGUGGUGGUGGAAUGCAACCAAAAACUAUUUUACAAAAUCCAAAUCGCAUUCUGAAAGCACGGCUGCACAGCAGCGCGGCAGCAAAUAACAUUGAGGUGACCACUAUUGGUCCCUUGGUGAGCAUAGAAGAAACUAAGAAGGUAUCAAAGAGCAGUAAUACCAGCAAUAUCGGCGAUGGCGGCGGUGUCAAUAAUGUUGUAAGCGCCGCAGAGGCAUCAGUAAAAGCGAAUGUGGUUGUAGCUGUAACUGAAAGCGCAGUAAUUCCUUCGAACAAUAGGAAGGAGUGUACGAAAAAUGGGCAAAACACAAGCCAGAAUGACGCUUCCAUAAAUGAUGCUAAAAAGGAAAACGUGACGAGUGGGACACAAAAUGCAAAAAUUAGCAAUGAAGCGAGUAGUAGCAAUGCAACAAGUAAUAACAACAAUAUUUUGUCCAACGAAGACAACACCGUGCCAAAGAAUUCGAAAGAGAAGACCCCAAUGUGUCUCGUCAACGAGCUGGCGCGUUUCAAUAAAAUCACACAUCAGUAUCGUUUAACCAGUGAAAAGGGUCCGGCGCAUUGCAAGCGAUUCACUGUCACUCUAAAAUUGGGCGAUGAGGAAUAUUCAGCGGAGGGUUUCAAAAUCAAGAAAGCUCAACAUCUAGCAGCAGCCGAAGCUAUUGAAAAAACCAAAUACAAACAUCCUGUGCCGAAAGUGAUUCGUCGCAAUACCGAUGGAGAGGGCAGUUCAUCUCGCGCCAAUAUUACGCCCACAGUUGAAUUGAAUGCGUUGGCCAUGAAAUUAGGCCAACAGACAUAUUAUCUAUUAGAUCCACGUCAAGUGGCAUCACCCGAUAGCAUGGGACCACCACCAGACGCCAUGAUGCCCCCGCGCUAUGGUGUACCACCGCCACCAUCGCAUGCGCUUCCACCGCCCGGCAUGGGCAGCGGUCAUAUGAUGCCCCAACACGCACCUCCACCGCCGCCACCACAUGUGCAUAUGAUGGAUCCGCCUGCAUAUCUGCGACGAAAUGGGCCCUAUGCAGUACCGCCUGCGCCACCGUUGCACGGUCAUCCUACCUCCGGACCGGGCAUGCGUCCACGCUAUGGUGCACCACCUCAGCGCGCAUACAUGCCAAAAUAUGGCCAGCAGCAACGAUAUGCAUUAAUGGCGCCACCGCAUAUGGCUGGUGGUCCACACAAUGGCAUGGCCCCACCACCACCGAUGCCGCACCAUCCGCAUCAUUCUCAUCAUGGUUCAGUUCCACAUCGUUAUGGUAUGCCAGCAGCAUUGACCAGAGUUACGCUUGUCGUUGGCAAGCAGAAAUUUGUUGGAAUGGGGUACACAUUACAACAAGCCAAACAUGACGCAGCGUCUCGUGCGUUACAGGUGCUUAAAGCGCAGGCCGCUACACAGCUGAACGAAGCACUAAAUAACAGCCUGGAGGAAAGCGAUAGCAAAUCACCCAUCUCGCUGGUGCAUGAGAUCGGCAUACAACGUAGCAUGACGGUGCAUUUCAAAGUGCUGCGCGAAGAAGGACCCGCUCACAUGAAGAAGUUCGUAACCGCAUGCGUUGUGGGCUCCAUAGUGACAGAGGGCGAGGGCAAUGGAAAGAAAACAUCAAAGAAACGCGCCGCCGAAAAAAUGUUGGAAGAGCUAAAGAAGCUGCCGCCACUAACACCAACAAAGUCGCCGGUUAAGCGUAUUAAAGUUAAAACACCCAGCAAGGCUGCAGCAAAUGCUGACGGAGCUGGUGGUGGCAGUGGAAAGUCUGGUGGCGCCGGUGGUGAACGACGCAAGCGCGGCAGUGGCUCGAUCAAAGAGAAAAGUGAAGCAGAGGCCGAUGCAGAGAACCCCAUAACGCAACUCAUCCAAUUGCAGCAGAAUCGCAAAGAAAAAGAACCUUUGUUUGAGCUAAUAGCGAAAAACGGAAACGAGAACUCGCGUCGACGUGAAUUUAUAAUCGAGGUGAGCGCACAUGGCAUGGUGGCACGCGGCACCGGCAACAGCAAAAAGCUAGCCAAACGUAAUGCAGCACAAAAUUUGCUCAUAGCCAUGGGUGAAAGUGACACCGAUACCGCUGGCGUCAACACUGCCUCAGCACCCGCCACCAUACAGACAGCUGCUGCUAAAGAGAGAUACGCCCGAGCGCCUGCAACCGCCAUCGAUGGAGUCACUUCACAUUCAGAGCAGCCGAAUACAGUCUUGCAGCCAAUUGCUGAAGUACCGCCACCUGCUGUUGCCGCCGAGGCGCAUCUUGAUUUGCCGCUCGUGUCCACCCCAGCUGGACAAGUACCCGGCAUUUUGAUACUGCGCCAUAAUAAAAAAAAUGCCGUCAAGAAAAAGGAGUGUGCGCCCAGUGCAAGUUGCGUAAUGGCAGAGAAUAAUGAAAACAAACGUGCCGCCGAUUUAACUAUUGGCGCUGGUGUGCAAGCAGUGCAACAGUCUGCUGUUAAAAGCGCUGCUACUGAUAUUGUGAAAGAAAGUGAAGUGGAAAUCGCGUUGAGCGCUAAUCCACCUAGUGCUGUGGUGCAGCCGGUGGCAGCGCCUAUUACCAACAAUGCUCAAAAAGCUGUUAGCAGUGCAGCCAGCAGCGCAACAACAACAACAACAACAGCAAGGGCGAGCAGCAGUGCAUCCAAGCCAGCAGGCGUGCAUAUGAAGGAUCAGCUGCUGUACCUUGCAAAGCUUUUGGGAUUCGAGGUGAACUUUUCCGAUUAUCCAAAGGGAAACCAUAGCGAAUUUCUUACCAUUGUAACGCUCUCUUCGGAUCCACCACAAAUUUGUCAUGGCGUGGGCAGCAGCGCUGAGGAAUCCCAAAAUGAUGCUGCUAGAAAUGCAUUGAAAAUACUUAGUGAAUUAGGCUUAAAUAAUGCUGCGAAAUAAAAGCAGCAUGCAAACGCUGAGAAGGAGCGGAGCGUAUAUAAUAAAAUACGAAAAGUGGGAAAAUAAUAAUCAAAUUGAAUUUGGCGCAACCAAAUCUAUAUAAAAUAUGUAGAGAGUCUCUACUAGAGACGAGAGACGUUAAAUAAACGUGGGGAGCGAAGGAAACGGAAAAAUAUGCAGCGUACUUUCUCACUCAUUACUACUUUAAGAAUGUUAAAUGAGGUUCAACUGCAGAUUUUCAUUCAAUUGAAAAGGGCAGAACCGCAAAAUAUGUGCAACAAAAAAAGUUAAAUUGAUUUUUACGAUAAUUAAAAAAAAAAAACAGUGCUGCUAUAUUUAUGCUAUUUUGUUAAAAUCUAUGCUAUAUUUUCGUUUAAAAUCCAUAUUUGUUUAAUUUAUUUACUUUAUAUUAAUCAUUUUGUUAUUUUUAUGCUUAGCAAAAGUUGUUAAACGCGUUAGCAGAACUAAAAAUUGUAUUCAUAAAAUUGUGCAGAAAGCAUAAGUAAAAAAAUUGUUUGUUAAGCAAAGGCUUAACUCGAUAUGUAUUUAAAUUUUUGCAUUUAUUGGUUUAUUUUUUUUGUGGAUUUUGAGCAUUUUUUGUCUUAUUUAAAAGCGUUUAAAGUUAUCGUUUUUCUCAGCAGUGCACAAAGUUGAGUGAAAAAUUGCGGAUUGGCAUUCACAAUUGAAAUUUUUUUUCUUUGUUUAUUUAAAAACUCAAAAUUUUGUCUUGAAAGGAAUGCAAAUUUUAAUUCUCUUUUGCAGAAUGUUCAUUUAUUAUUGUUAAUACUACAACAACAAAUACUUAUUUUUUUCAAACACUAUGAUUAGGUCAAACUGUUGUGGUAACUAUAUUUUCUAUAUGGUAAAUUUUGAUUUAAAUGCCUGCUGAUUAUUAGACGCUUUAUCAGUUAUUAACCGCUAUUGGGAUUUAAUAUCAUAAGAGAAUUUAUUUUUAUGUUAUCUACUGUCCUUUCAGAAGAUUUAAGCUUAAGAUAAGGUCGAUCUUCCACUCAGCAAUCGAUUUUCUCCAUUUAUGUACUUUACCUAGCGUAUAUUUCAAAUUUCCAAAGCGAAAUCAAUUUAUGUGCCGUGAAAAACAAAUAGCAUUCUUUUGGCGUGUAUACAGCUCUCUAUCGAAAUUCAAAAAGUAUUCCUAAAUCGAGUACAAAAGCAAAGUUAUACAUACUACUAUAGUAUUGUGUUCAUGGAGUAAACGCCAGAAAUUAUUUAUAUUGAAAACCCUCUAAAUACUGCAGCAAAGGCUUGCAUGUAUAAUGAAUUAGUGUGUAGAUCAAAGAUAUAGCCGGCUUAUAUUUUAAGAAAAUUCCAAAUUGAUGGCGCUCAAGUAAGCACAAUGGAAAGCGGUUUCUACUGGGCGUUGCUGCUGACAAAAUAUUUUUCGAACACACACAAAAGAUGAAAAAAAAAAUUCGGCGUAAAAACCUUUAAAAUUAUGUACAACAUACAUAUGUAUAUCCUUACCAUCUAAUCUUUUUAUUAUAAAUCAUUUUCAUUCGGCAAUUAUAUUAAUCUAUGUAGUAAUAUAAGCAAGUUGCGUGUAUCCUAUUGGCUAAAUAUAUUUCCGUGUAUUUGCCGGGAAUUUCAACAGCUUAAAAUUAAUUGCUGAAACACUGAUGAAGCUAAAGAAAACUACAAAACAAUUAUUUUGUGAGUCUAUCAUAUUGUGAGUUUCGAUUUGCGAAUGAGUUGUUUUUGCAAAAGCGCUCGAAACUAACUACAUACAUGCUAAACAAAAAAUCAAAUAAAUGAUUAAGCAAUUAGUGUAAGAAAUGGUAUUGGAUUAGAAAAGGAAUUCUAAAAUUUAUAAUAAAAACACAAACAUAGCAAUGUAAAAAAAAAACAAAAUUGUAACCUGUGGUCGUAUUUUGAUAGCAAACAUAUUAAAAAUAAAUAUAAAAAUUUGAAAUUAAUUGGGGCAUUGUUGAGGUCGAUUGCGCAACAGUUGAUCAGAAUGCAUAUGAAUGCACGUACAUAUACUAUAUCCAAAUAUAUGCAUAUUUGUACGUUGCAAGUGGUGGUAAUUUGAAAUUUUUAAUUUAUUUUUAGAUAAACGCAAAAUUUAUUAAAUAUAACUUGAAGCUAAUGGCUAAAUAAAGUAAUUAUUACAAUCAAUGCAACAGCAAUUUUACUAUGAAUAUUACACAUAUAUCACAUUUGCUGCUUGUGUUGAUUCUAAAACAAAAAGUUAAGAAGCCUACUAAUGGAAACAAAAAAGAAUUACAACAAUUUGUUUGUGUUGCACAAAUAUGCGCACACGCAGACAUUUAAUUUUCGAUGAUGGAACUCGUCGUAAUAAUGAAAAAGUAUUUCCAAUAAUACUUUAUAAAAUAUUUUUAAGAAAUAUAGAGCUGCAUGAAUGUCGUAAAUUUAAUUUAUAAACUGCUUAUAGGCGUAACCACAUACUAUCACCUAUACACAUACAUAAUUACCAUUAAAAAAAAAAACAACAUACAUAUGUAAUGCAUGCAAACAUAAACAUCUGCAAAUGAACAAUAGCGAUUUUAUAACCCACAGCAAACAAGCAAAAGUAAUGCGCUAUAGGUUAUUUAUAAAUUAAAUGACACUGGCUAAUCAUCUCUCUCUCUUAACAUUGGCUGGGUAUAACACAUCGGUCGCUGCUGCCUGCUUCAAUGUUGUCAAUUUCAAUGAGGCGUUUUUCACGCUGCUUGAAAUUGACCACUUGGCGGUGUGUACCUGGCCGUAUUUCUACUGCAUAAUACAUAUUAUUUAUUUCUUCACAUAGCACGGACAAUUCAUAAUAAAUUGCGUUAAUUUUUUUUAUUUAGAUUUUUGCUUAAGUGAGAUCAGUUAGGCAAAAAAUUAAACUGCGAAAUUCUUAUGUUUGCUUAUAAUAUUCGAAACCUAUGUAGUACAUGUUUAAUUUAGGUUCUUUGAAAUGCGCUGAACAUUUUGUUAUUAUGGGUUGUCCAAUGUUGGUAUUUUUCUUCUUAGUAUUAAGUACUCAUUUGUUGAAAGUUCACCUUUAUUUUACACAAACGUAAUAUGUUCAUUUAAUUAAAAUACAUUUUUUUAAAUUUAAAAUAUUACUUAUGCCUAAAUUUCAAUCACUUUCAAUAGAAUAUGAAAUUACAUUUAUGAAGAAAAAUUUCUGUAUGUGUAUUGCUUAAAUAAAUGUUAAAUGUAUAAUUAAUGUGCAUGCACAGUUUUAAGGCUAUAUCAUUUAAUUUGUGGCAUAUUUUUAACAAAAAAAAAAAAAAAAAUGUCCUAAAUUUUAUGCGCAAAGAAACUGUGCAGCACAACUUUAAAUAAAUGUGUGGAUUAUGCUGUUCAAUUAAAAUGCAGUUAACAUAAAAAAAAAAUGAAAUCGAAAAAAUGAAGAACAAAAUUUUUCAAAUAUAUGAAGAAAUUCAAGCAAAACUAAAUAAAAAAAAUAUAUAUAUCUAAGUAACUAUCUCGUUAUCAUAGGUUACCUACAUAUGCGUCUUUGCAAGUCGGGAAACUAAUAAUUUUACCUUGAAUUGUGAAUGACUUAAAGAGGCCGCAAAGUCCACAAAACUUGCGACUCCAGAAAUGAUGCGUAAUUAAUGAAAAAAUAAAGUGUAUAUUCAAUAAAGCUGAAAUAAAGUACGUACAGAAGCGUAUAUUUGUA
Molecule: messenger RNA, 7414 nt
Organism: Rhagoletis pomonella (apple maggot)
Lineage: Eukaryota; Metazoa; Arthropoda; Insecta; Diptera; Tephritidae
Gene: stau
Product: maternal effect protein staufen
Exons: 7
Coding region: 262-3783 (1173 amino acids)
Source: RefSeq, a predicted model, not a curated record